AUGCUAGGGAUGGGAGUUCACAGUGAUGGUCUUCUAAUGCAGAGGAUGGUAUUGAGAUAUGAGAGGCGGAUUGAUAAGAUCUCGUCGUUUGACAAGAAAUGCAAUCGCGCCCUGCCGUUUGGAGAAGAGCGUCAGAUCGAUGUCGGUGGAGAUUGUCCUAGAGUCGUAAGUGUAGAGCUUAAGUCUCCAUCUGAGUCGUUGAAAUCCUUUCGGCCUGAAAUCUAUGACGGCACAUGUGUUGGAUCUAUAGCUAUUAUCUUCAAAGAAACCGUAUUUGGUACCAAUCUGCCGACUGAAAGGCUUGGUUUGCUCAAAUAG
Strongylus vulgaris is the source of this 318-nucleotide messenger RNA. NCBI's taxonomy places the organism in Eukaryota, Metazoa, Nematoda, Chromadorea, Rhabditida, Strongylidae. The record is from the annotation of a GenBank genome assembly.